This is a messenger RNA of Nylanderia fulva, 672 nucleotides long. RefSeq lists its product as uncharacterized. Gene Ontology annotation, molecular function: sequence-specific DNA binding. The record is from RefSeq and is a predicted model, not a curated record. NCBI's taxonomy places the organism in Eukaryota, Metazoa, Arthropoda, Insecta, Hymenoptera, Formicidae.
AUGCCGCUUUGUACUGCAAUCGGUUGUUGCAAUAAAAGCUACCGAAAAAGCAAAGAGCAAAUUAAUAUUGAAAAAAAUAUUGCAAUUACAUUUCACCGAUUUCCACAAGAUGAAUCAAAAAAAUUAACUUGGGCUAAAGUUAUGGGCCUUCAGAUGGAAUGUUUACCCAAGUCUUCACAUUUAUGCUCGUUGCAUUUUUCGGACGACGACUUCGAUCGCAGUUCCCUGACACGAAUAAGAUUGAGAGAAAAUGCCAUUCCAAUUUCAAAUAUUUCAAAAGUUGCGGGUGCAGAAGAAAUCUCUUUGCAAAGUAAUACAUUGUCAGCUACAUCAACAGAGUCGGUGCACGAGGAUGAUUCGAUUUGCGAGCCGGAAAUAAGCAGAAUUACAUUAAAAAGAAAAAGAGAAGAAGAGUCUACUUCAUUUGGUGUGUAUACCGAACGACUGGAGGAUACACCACGGAAAAAAUUAUUGCGCAAAACUUUAAUGCACCAAAAGAAAUAUUAUGAAAGGCAAGUGCAAACAUUAAAACAAAAAAAUAAGCGGUAUGAGAAACGGAUCGCGCAAUUGAAUACAGUUCUAAAAGAACUCAAACAAAAAAGUUUAUUGGCAGACGAACAUGCCGAUAUAUUAAAAACAAUAGACUUGGUUUCCCCAUCCAAUUACAAAUGA